AUGCCAGAUAUUAUCCCGGAGCUCCAGACCCAGGCCCUCGGCCUUCCUCUGACAAGCUUGAACCCAAAGAGCCUUGGAAAGAGUAUUGUCAUUUAUGGUGGCUCAUCAUUCGUUGGUGUGGCUGCUACUCAGAUCUCAAUCGCGAUCGGGUUGAGAGUGAUUGUGAUUAUGAACACGUACGCCCAUGACCUUGAGAUUUGGUCAAGAUCCGAGGGUGGCCAUCUCAUAUGUACACAUCCUCCACCGAGUGACAUACGACUCAAUCUCAAGACUGGCAUGGUAUUCGGCGUUCAUGAUGUCGCCGAAUCCACAUGGACAAAUUUUGUCACCCCAGCUUUUGAAAGCGGACAUCUAAAAUGCUUACCCAGACCGCCAAUCGUCGGGAAAGGCCUGGGUUACAUUCAGAAGGCUCUAGUAUGUCUGGAGUUAAGCGGACAGAAACUUGUCGUGGAUCUAUCACGAGAAGAAAAAGAAUCGUACAAGCGCGCCUCGCACGAAGUUAAAUCCUACCAAUCAUCCGCUAUCUUACACGCAGCCCGAGAAUAG
This is a messenger RNA of Exophiala aquamarina CBS 119918, 546 nucleotides long. RefSeq lists its product as uncharacterized. The transcript has 2 exons. The record is from RefSeq and is a predicted model, not a curated record. Bases 1 to 546 code for a protein of 181 amino acids. Lineage: Eukaryota; Fungi; Ascomycota; Eurotiomycetes; Chaetothyriales; Herpotrichiellaceae.